CAGCGCAGCCGAGAUGUGGUUGCUGUCGGCGGUCAUCGCCGCUUCGCUGGCCGCUUCGCUGGCCGCGGCUGUGCGCUUCUGCUUGUACAAGCCGCUGCCUGCCGCUAUUCGGCAGCAAUGGAAACUUUGGCUGUUAGAUGACAUGAUCAAAACUGUCAUACGCCUGGCGCGUGCGAUGGAGUGGCUGGGCUUGGGCCACCACAUCACGGCCAGCCGAAGGACUUCCAAGCGCCUGGAGGGCACCGUUAAGAAGUUGACAGCCGGGCCUGAUGCGGGCUACUUGGCGGUCAGCGACGUGGCUUUCGACGGCGUCCCCGUGCGCAUUUACCAGCCCCAGACUGAAGGGCAGCUGAGGAGGGGUCUGCUCUACAUCCAUGGAGGAGGCUGGGCCUACGGCAGUCCCAGGGACGGCGCGUACGAUCAAGGAAGCCGCAAAAUGUCCAAAGAACUCGACAUGGUUGUGGUUUCAGUCGAUUAUCGUCUGUAUCCCGAGAGCCGCUUCCCGACGCCGUACCUGGACUGCCUCGCGGCCGCCAAGCACUUCCUAUCCCCGGAGGUGCUGGCCGAGUACGGCGUGGAUCCGCAGCGUGUCGCCGUGUCGGGGGACAGCGCCGGCGGCAACCUAUCGGCCGCCAUCGCUCAAGAGAUUGCCAUGGAUGACAGCAUGAGGGUGAAGUUCAGCGUGCAGGCUUUGAUCUACCCGGUCCUUCAGGCUCUGGACUUCAACACGCCGUCCUAUCAGCAAAACCGAGACAUGGUCAUCCUCAACCGUUCGGCCAUGGUCCAGUUUUGGCUGCAAUACCUGGGUGCCGACCUCUCCCUUAAGUCACACUUCUUCGCCAACCAACACAGCUCCAACGUGGCGCCGGAGCUGAUGGCUCGCCUGGAUUGGACCGCCCUCCUUCGGCCGAAGCACCGCAAUGACUACUUGCCAGUACGUGGCGAGGGGCCGCGUAGGAUGGAAAGAAUUCUGGAUGAGGUUCCAGGUCUGCUAGACGUGCGUGCAGCGCCUCUCUUGGCCGGACCCGAGGUUCUAGCCAAGUGCCCACGGGCCUACAUCAUGACGUGCGAGCACGACGUGCUGCGAGACGAUGGCCUGAUGUAUGCGCGCCGUUUGAACGAAGCCGGUGUGCCAGUCACGGCCGAGAACUACUCGGACGGAUUUCACGCAUGUUUCAGUCUCACCAUGUGGCCCUUCGCGUUCGACGUCGGGGUGAGGGCCUUUGCGGACUAUGUCCGGUGGCUACGCGACAACUUGUAGGGGCUUCAACUUCAUCUUUCCAAACGUAUCAUCUGAAAAUAUAUUUGAUCAAUAAUCAGGCCCAAAAAUUUGUAUUAUAAAACACUUUUUGUAGGCGUAAAAAGCAGGAUCAAAGAUGAUUUGACAUUAUCUUAAGGAAAAAAAUACACGGACCUUGUUUGGUGCAAAGCCUUUGCAGUCGAGGGGAUAUUUCCCAUUUUAGUAUUAAAAUAUAAUAAGAUAUAUUUCUGUACUCUGGUUUAAUAAUAAAAAAAACUAUAUACACAAAU
Syngnathus acus (greater pipefish) is the source of this 1530-nucleotide messenger RNA. Its product is annotated as neutral cholesterol ester hydrolase 1-like. Gene Ontology annotation, cellular component: membrane. Gene Ontology annotation, molecular function: carboxylic ester hydrolase activity. The transcript has 6 exons. Bases 14 to 1261 code for a protein of 415 amino acids. The record is from RefSeq and is a predicted model, not a curated record. NCBI's taxonomy places the organism in Eukaryota, Metazoa, Chordata, Actinopteri, Syngnathiformes, Syngnathidae.